GGAGGGAUAGAGGCGAUUGUGGAAGCGAUGAGACUGUACCCAGACUCUGCGUCGAUACAGAGGCUGGGGAAUGGGACCCUGAGGAACUUGACGUACAACGACGUGCAUAAGGGAAGGGUGAGAGAGGCGGGGGGGAUAGAGGCUAUCGUGGAUGGUAUGAGGCGGCAUGUAGGCAAUGCUGGGGUGCAGGAGUGGGGGAGUGCAGCGUUGAGGAACCUGGCGUACAGCGACGAGAACAAGGAGAGGGUGGCCGAGGUCGGGGGGAUCCCUGUGGUGGUUGAGGGCAUGGAGGCGCACAGGGAGCAUGACGGUGUGCAGGAGUGGGGCUGUGCCGUGCUGGAGGAACUU
Molecule: messenger RNA, 348 nt
Organism: Guillardia theta CCMP2712
Lineage: Eukaryota; Cryptophyceae; Pyrenomonadales; Geminigeraceae
Exons: 1
Molecular function (GO): protein binding
Source: RefSeq, a predicted model, not a curated record